Messenger RNA from Eimeria tenella, 777 nucleotides. RefSeq lists its product as uncharacterized. NCBI's taxonomy places the organism in Eukaryota, Apicomplexa, Conoidasida, Eucoccidiorida, Eimeriidae. Bases 1 to 777 code for a protein of 258 amino acids. The transcript is spliced from 2 exons. The record is from RefSeq and is a predicted model, not a curated record.
AUGCUGCAGCCGCCGACGCGGCGAGGCUGGAAAAGAAAGAGCAGCAGCAGGAGCAGCAGCAGCAGAGGCAGCAGUGCGAAACGCAGCAGCAGCAGCAGAUCCCGCUUGCGCAGCAGCAGCAGCAGUAGCAGCAGCAGCAGCAUUGAAAGCAGCUUCACUAUCAGCAGCGGCCCAAGUGCCGAUGAGGCCCCGCGCUCUGCUGAGUUCACACUCACCAGCAAAAGCAGCAAAUUCAGCAGCAGCAGAGUGAAAAGCAGGAGCACCAAGAAGAGCAGCAGCAGCAGUAGCAGCAGCAGCAGCAGCAGCAGCAGGGUUCCUGCUGUAGCUAUUACUGGCGCACUCUCUCGCCAGCGCUCGCUGGUCCAUUUGCCCCUUAACCAUCCAACUCCUGUUCCUGGCAUUCGUUUUGCUGCUGCUGCAGCAGCACCUGCUGCACGUGCUGCUGCUGCUGCUGAGCCAGCAGCACGAGCAGCAGCAAAGAAAGCACCUGCAGCGACAAGUGCAGCACGUGAAACGUCAGAUUACGACGUCUGUAGCGAACUAGGUCUCGAGGCAGAGCUUGCUGCUGAACCAGCAGACGCAGCAGCAGCAGAAGCAGCAGCAGCAGCAGCAGCAGCAGCAGCGGUAAGCAGCAGCAGCGUCAAGAAAGCUGAAUGGGGCCGGCGGCGCAGCACCCUUCGCAUCGAGCCCAUUUCAGAGAAUGAGCUCUCCGAGUCCUCAACCCCAGCAGCAGCAGCAGCAGCAGCCACCAGCACCAGCCGCAGCAGCAGCAGAUGA